CACGGGCAUCGGGACGUGCUAGCCUAUCUGACCGAGGCCUGGGGCAUGGACAUCGAGGCCACCAAUCGAGACUACAAGCGGCCUCUGCACGAGGCGGCCUCCAUGGGCCACCGAGACUGCGUGCGCUACCUGCUGGGCCGGGGGGCAGCGGUCGACUGCCUGAAGAAGGCCGACUGGACUCCUCUGAUGAUGGCCUGCACAAGGAAGAACCUGGGGGUGAUCCAGGAGCUGGUGGAACAUGGCGCCAAUCCACUCCUGAAGAACAAAGAUGGCUGGAACAGUUUCCACAUUGCCAGUCGAGAAGGCGACCCUCUGAUCCUCCAGUACCUGCUCACUGUUUGCCCAGAUGCCUGGAAGACAGAGAGCAAAAUUAGAAGGACUCCUCUGCACACUGCAGCAAUGCAUGGCCAUUUAGAGGCAGUCAAGGUGCUUCUUAAGAGGUGCCAAUAUGAACCAGACUACGGAGACAACUGUGGCGUCACCCCCUUGAUGGAUGCAAUCCAGUGUGGUCACAUUGAUGUCGCUAGGCUGCUCCUUGAUGAACAUGGGGCUUGCCUUUCAGCAGAAGACAGCCUGGGUGCCCAGGCCCUGCACAGGGCAGCUGUCACGGGGCAGAACAAAGCCAUCCGAUUCUUGGUCUCUGAACUUGGCAUCGAUGUAGAUGUGAGAGCCACGUCAACCCACCUCACAGCACUGCAUUAUGCAGCUAAGGAAGGACAUACAAGUACAAUUCAGACUCUCUUAUCCUUGGGAGCUGACAUCAAUUCUAAAGAUGAAAAAAAUCGAUCAGCCCUGCAUCUGGCCUGUGCAGGUCAGCAUUUGGCCUGUGCCAAGUUUCUCCUACAGUCGGGACUAAAGGAUUCUGAAGACGUCACGGGCACCCUGGCUCAGCAGCUCCCAAGGAGAGCAGAUGUCCUUCAGGGCUCUGGCCACAGCGCAAUGACAUAAGGAUGUUUCCAAGAGGAGGCAAUAAAGCGCAUGGUAAUUCAUA
Messenger RNA from Mandrillus leucophaeus (drill), 991 nucleotides. RefSeq names its product ankyrin repeat domain 16 (gene ANKRD16). The record is from RefSeq and is a predicted model, not a curated record. The annotation marks the transcript as partial. The transcript is spliced from 7 exons. Gene Ontology annotation, molecular function: protein binding. Lineage: Eukaryota; Metazoa; Chordata; Mammalia; Primates; Cercopithecidae.